Urocitellus parryii (Arctic ground squirrel) is the source of this 1443-nucleotide messenger RNA. RefSeq names its product transmembrane BAX inhibitor motif containing 4 (gene Tmbim4). Gene Ontology annotation, cellular component: membrane. The record is from RefSeq and is a predicted model, not a curated record. Lineage: Eukaryota; Metazoa; Chordata; Mammalia; Rodentia; Sciuridae. Gene Ontology annotation, biological process: negative regulation of apoptotic process.
AUCCCGGAAGCAGGUUGAAGGCCGUUGUGGUCACUGUGGUCUCCCUGGCUCGGUCUGCCCAGGAGUGAAGGGGUUGUGUUGUCGCCAUGGGCGACCCUGACCCCCGCUACCCUUGCUCCUCAAUCGAGGAUGACUUCAACUAUGGCAGCUGCGUGGCCUCCGCCAGCGUGCACAUCCGAAUGGCUUUCCUCAGAAAAGUCUACACCAUACUUUCUCUGCAAGUUCUCUUAACUACGGUGACCUCUACAGUGUUCUUAUCCUUUGAGUCUAUACGGACCUUUGUACAUGAAAGUCCUGCCUUGAUUUUGGUGUUUGCCCUCGGAUCUCUGGGUUUGAUUUUUGCAUUGACCUUAAACAGACAUAAACAUCCUCUUAACCUGUACCUGCUUUUUGGAUUUACACUGUUGGAAGCUCUGACUGUGGCAGUUGUGGUUACUUUCUACGAUGUAUAUAUAAUUCUGCAAGCUUUUGUACUGACUACUACAGUAUUUCUCGGUUUAACCAUAUAUACUCUACAAUCUAAGAGAGAUUUCAGCAAAUUUGGAGCAGGGCUUUUUGCUGUUUUGUGGAUUUUAUGCUUGGCAGGAUUCUUGAAGAUUUUUUUUUAUAGUGAGACAGUGGAAUUGGUCUUGGCUGCUGUAGGAGCCCUUCUUUUCUGUGGAUUCAUCAUCUAUGACACACACACACUGAUGCAUAAACUGUCACCUGAAGAGUAUGUAUUAGCUGCGAUCAGCCUCUACAUGGAUAUUAUUAAUCUAUUCCUGCACCUGUUACGGUUUUUGGAAGCAGUUAAUAAAAAGUAAUUGAAAGCUGUAUACAGAACUGUUUAUUAAGUAAUAAAGAUUGAGACAUAAUUAAAUAUCAAAUACUUUUAUGGUCUUUAUUGAUAUUCUGUAUACUUCUGAGCUUUAAAAUCGUACCAUUUUUUAUGGUUUAUCAUUCUUAAUACUUUGAUUUAGAAUCUCAGGUAAGAGGUAUCAAAAUUGUCUUUUUUACUUUUUUCAGUCCUAAGUUAACUAUGCCUCCCUAUUUGUUUAUAAUUCAAAAUAAUUUUAUGAGCAUUUAAAAUAUCAGUUUCUUUAUUUAUUGAUUUAAUCUAAAUUUUCUCUUAACUAAUAUUUAUUUCUAAAGUGCUAGUGUCUUUACCAUUAUAAACACUAGUAUUAAUUAAUGUGUAAAUCUUUUACUAUGAGAUUUUAAUCUCAUUUAGUAAGGAAAAUAAUGGAAAAGAUAAAUUCCAAAGAUAAUUACUCAGUAUUAUAUUGAAAUUAUAUUAAAAUGUUAAUGAUGUCUCAUUAUAAAAUGAUGUAUUAAAAAUUAAAGGUUUACUUAAAAGCCGAUAUAAAAUUUUGAUAGUAGUUAUUUAUCUCUGUAAAUAAAGGUUUCAUUUUAAAAUUAUAGAAUGGUCGUGUGACUAAAGGACCCCCAAAGAUACUGGUUCAU